Rotaria socialis is the source of this 204-nucleotide messenger RNA. The record is from the annotation of a GenBank genome assembly. NCBI's taxonomy places the organism in Eukaryota, Metazoa, Rotifera, Eurotatoria, Philodinida, Philodinidae.
AUGGCUGAAGAUCUUUCACUAUCAACAUCCUCUGAUCAACGGGAAACAAAAGGUAUUCAAUAUUAUAAAUUGUCGAAUGCACUGUCGUCGAAAACAAAUAGUGCCAUUGCUGAUUUUAUCGACGAAAAAAUUAAUAACAAUGAAUUGAAGGCAAAAAUUAAGUCCUUAUAUGUAGAAUAUUUAGAAAAAAAUUCCAAAAUGUAA